UUGAGCUGUUUUUAUUAUUGUUUAAUUGUAAUUUUUGCAAUAAUUAGAUUUCUCCUCAUAUAUACUCCUUUACCAGUAUCAUUUAAAAUUUUCUUCUGCGCCUGUCGACUUCGACUUUGGAUAAGCUUGUAUUAUUAUCAAACAAAUUACAUUUAUAUUUUUCUUAUGAUGCUUCAAUAAUCACUAUCAAGUAUUAUCGAAUAAUGGUGAUCAGUAAUAUUUUUUAAAAUUACAAUUUACAGUGUCUGUCAUUCAUUUAUGUAAAUAUUAUAUUAAAUAUCGAAACAGUUAUAAGAUCAAGAUAUUGUUUUAUCAAUUACUUGUAAGUGGCUUGGUACAAUCACAUAAUAAGUUCAUGCGAAAUGUCGACAAUGGAAGGAUCAUUGAGUAAAUGGACAAAUGUUGUUAAUGGUUGGCAAUAUCGGUGGUUUGUACUUGAUGACAAUGCUGGACUUUUAUCGUAUUACACAAGUAAAGAGAAAAUGAUGCGUGGAGCUCGCCGGGGAUGUGUGAGAUUAAGAGGUGCUGUGAUAGGAAUUGACGAUGAAGAUGAUAGUACAUUCACUAUUACAACAUCUUCAUCAAAGGAUGAUCCAAAAACUUUCCAUUUCCAAACUCGUGAUGGUGAGGAACGUGAACGCUGGGUACGAGCGUUAGAAGAUACCAUCUUACGACAUUCUCACACGCGCUGGGAUCCAAAAAAAACGUUACCAAAACAUGAUUUUAAUCGCAAGGUAGCUGAAGCUGAUGCAUAUCUUCAAUUACUAAUAGAUCAAAUGAAAGUUAUAGAAAAUAAACAAAAUUCUUUAAAAGAUAUAGACGAAGAAAAAAGUCAGAGAUAUGAAACUAUUUUAAAUCAUGCGAAUGCUGUACUUAAUUCUGUCAAACAUACCAUUGUUCAGCUACAAAUUGCUAAGAAUACGGCCAUUCCUGUCAAUGGCAUAUAUCAAGGUCCCACAGACAUUACUAGUACAUCUUCAACGCAACUAUCUUUUGUUCCAGACAGAGAACCGGAGACAGUAGUAGAAACUGGCAUCGAAUUAGGUUCAGAAUGUUUAGAACCUCGAUUACCUCCCGUUCAUUCAAGUGUCAAUACUCGAAAUUUAUCAGUUCCUGAAUUUUCAUACUCUUCAUCAGAUGAAGACGAAGAUUUUUUCGAUGCUGCAGAUGAAAUUUCCAGCCCAACAGGAACUCAAAAUCAUAGUCAAAGCAUACCAAAUAAGCCUACCGAUCGCUUACAAACAAAACAGGAAACUUCUAGUCUUGGUGAAAUCCGAAAGCAGCAAUUUAAUGUCAGAGCUCCAACUAAAUUGGAUGGUUCUGUAGAUUACGAUGCACUGUACGAGGAAGAAAGCGAGCCAGAAAUGGAUUCAAUGGAGAGUCAUGGCUCAGUAAUAAGCCAUCUGCUAUCACAAGUGAAAAUUGGGAUGGACUUGACGAAAGUCGUACUACCAACAUUUAUUUUAGAACGUAGAUCAUUAUUAGAAAUGUAUGCAGAUUAUUUUGCUCAUCCCAACUUGUUUUUAAGUGUAGCAGAUAUGCCAACUCCUAAAGAUCGAAUGGUCCAGGUGGUUCGAUGGUAUUUAAGCAGUUUUCAUGCUGGUCGUAAAUCUGGUGUAGCAAAGAAACCUUACAACCCAAUAUUAGGAGAAAUUUUUAGAUGUCAUUGGAAUUUUGACAAAUCAUGUGGAGGAAAAGAGGAGCUAAACGUAACAUCAUCAACAAAUUCAUCAAAAACCAGUGAUCCUUUAAGUCCAGUACCUUGGUGUGAAGAUAAUCAACUUUGUUUCCUUGCUGAACAAGUAUCUCAUCAUCCUCCUGUGAGUGCAUUUUAUGCGGAACAUCGUGCUAAGAAAAUAAGUUUUAACGCACAUGUUUGGACUAAGAGUAAAUUUUUAGGAUUAAGUAUUGGUGUCCAUAACAUCGGUAAAGGAUGGAUAAAUGUAUUAGAGUACGGUGAAGAAUACGUUUUAACUUUCCCUAAUGGUUAUGGAAGAUCUAUAUUAACUGUUCCUUGGAUUGAACUCGGCGGAACAACAACUAUUACUUGUGCACAAACAGGUUAUCACGCUAAUGUUGAAUUUUUAACAAAACCAUUUUAUGGUGGAAAACGUAAUCGUAUUGUUUGUCAAGUAACACAACCAGGCGAGAAAAAACCCUUCCUUGUUAUUAAUGGAGAAUGGAGUGGAGUUAUGGAAGCUAAAUAUAGCGAUGGUCAAACAGAAAUAUUUGCAAACGUCACUGAAAUUCCAGUAGAUAAAAAAAUAGUAAAACCAAUAAGUGAACAAGAAGACAAUGAAUCAAGAAAAGUGUGGAGAGAAGUAACAGUCGGCUUAAAAAUUAAUGACAUGGAUAAAGCAACUGCUGCAAAAUGUCUUAUCGAACAAAAACAACGAGAAGAAGCUCGAAUUCGUAAAGAAGCAAACCUCACAUGGGAAACUAAAUUCUUUAAAGAAAUUAAGGAUGGUGGAUGGAUGUAUCACGCACCACUUGUUACUAGAUUAACAAAUACAACAAAUUUAGUGCAAUAAUUGAUUUUUAGUAAUUCAUUAAACAUAAUGAAUACUAUUGGAUGAUUGAAAAUGAUCUAUUGUUGUCAAAGAAUAAAAUGAUCAUAAAUGCAUAUUUUUUAGCCGUUAUACCACGAAGAACAAACGUCAAUGUAUGAAAAUAUUACUAAUAUUUAUUAUCGUUAUAAUUUCAAACAUUGUUAUUAAUCGAAAUAGCAAAAAUUGCAUGAUUUUAACGAAAAAUAGAAGUGCACCUUUAUGGAAAUUCAAUGUAUUUCCUGAAAACAAAAUGAUGAUAUUAGUAAUUUCGUCUAAUUAUACAAAUGGUCUUAAAUAAUUUAACAAUUGAAAACAACUAAAGUAAAGUAGUAUCAAAGUCCAAAAAAAAACAAAAUUAUUAUGGUAAAAUGUUAUUUUUUUCUCUUACAUUAUAUAACUGAUACAAUAUUCACCUAUAAAUCGAUGCAUCGGUGGUAUUCGCUUCGAUGACGAUACGAGAUAUUCUAUUCCAGCAAUAAUACAUUUCAAACUAAUUUGGCACAUAACUAAAUUUUCACUAUUUACAUUCUCUAACUCAAUUUUAGGACAGUUAAACAAAACUUUUGUAAUUUUUUGUUCUUUCAAAUUUACUCCCUUUACUUCGUCAAUUACUGAGUCCGUAAGAAGACUAAGAUUUUUCUCAAGAACUUUUAGUAAUAAAUAUUUAGAUUGAUUUUGCUCAUUUGUAAAAAAGCAAAUCUCUUUCUGUUUAUCGUCAUUAUUGACUAAGAAAUAUUUGAGAGCUAAUUGAAAAUCUGUUAAAGGAGUAUUUACAUCAACUUUAAAAUCGGAAGAUGAAUGUACUUGAUAUUCUAUACAAUGACACCAAAUUUUAAACGAAGUGUCAUCAUUAGAUACACCAAUAAUUGACAAACAUCUAUUACAUAAUAUAUCUGUUUUAUUGAUUUUUAAAUUUGUAAAUAUAUUUUUAUUUAAAAUAUAAAAGUGAGAUCCAUAAUAAAAAUCUUGUUGUGUUGGACUUAACAAUGCCUUAUAAUCGAUUUUAUUACUAUGUGAACAACAAAACCACUCGCAUGGAUCACACUCGUCACUUGGUAGUGGUAGGACUUUUAAAAAUGAUAUAGUACUAUUAGAUAAAAUAUUUUUACAACAGCUGCACAUUAAUGAAAUAUUUGUAUUCUUUGGUGGUACUUUAUUUAACUUGGAUGUAUCCUUGAAAUCAUUUUUAAUCUCUUCUGUGUUAAUAAACUCACAAGUAAAUGUUCCA
Chelonus insularis is the source of this 3777-nucleotide messenger RNA. RefSeq names its product oxysterol-binding protein-related protein 9. The transcript has 13 exons. Gene Ontology annotation, cellular component: membrane; cytosol; intracellular membrane-bounded organelle. The coding region runs from base 363 to 2531 and encodes 722 amino acids. The record is from RefSeq and is a predicted model, not a curated record. Gene Ontology annotation, molecular function: sterol binding. NCBI's taxonomy places the organism in Eukaryota, Metazoa, Arthropoda, Insecta, Hymenoptera, Braconidae.